ACAGAGACAACAACAACGACACAUUUAUGCUCUAGAACGAUCGCGAUUGGGCCGCCCCGACUCUUGUGACGUCACAAACUGGGUCAAACAAUUAACGUCGCCGGAGAAACAAAAACUCGUUCGACGCGUCCCGCAUCUUGAAUGUUGAGCAGUAAACAAACGUAAAUAAAAUAAAGUAAAGAGACUCGCCGCGCUUUGGACCUGGUCUGUGUUUCACAACCCUCCCAAACACGGACAUGUGACUCCGAUGGGGAACAAGAAAAGUACUCUGGGAUUAUGGGUACAGGAGAAUGGAGGGACUAACCACAGGGGAAGACACGAGACAUGGGAGAUCACGGGCGACCCCUGGCGGCUGCGUGUGUCUGUCAUCAGAAGGUUUUGUAGCCUGGCGCUGAGGGGUCAUUCCGAGCGGGCCCUGGAUAUUCUGACGGACCUUAGAAAGAUAUGUGCGUUAGAAGACCCAGAGGUGCAAGACGCCAACAGUUUUCUUGUGGACCAGAAGACAGCAGGGUUCAUCACAAGGCUGAACCUACUCCUGAAGCAGCAGGACCCGGAGUCUCUACAGAUGGAGUGUACCAACUUCAUCAGACAUCUCAGCCCGCCCGCCAGCGUCUGCGGCAAGAAGAGGUUUGACUUCAUGUUAGCAGCUGACUUCAGGGGAUUGGAAGCUCUGUCCUUGUGCGGCGCCAUGUUGAAUGAUAAAAAGCUACUAAAACUAAGCAAGGUUUUAGACGCCAACAUGGACACCAUGACUCACCUGGACCUCAGCUAUAACAGACUCACAGACCGCGGACUGCAGCGCCUCCUACCGACUCUGCAGAAAAUGCAGGCCCUCCAGAGUUUGGACUUGGUUGGAAAUUACCUGCGAAAGGAGACGAUAGACGGGCUGGUACACGUCAUGUCGGACCCCAGCGCUUGUCCAUGUCUCACACAGAUUUCCCUCGGAAACAACUACAACAUCGCGGUGAUGCCGGGCGGACUGUGUGAGCUCCUGCUGGCCAGGUGGCCUCCACACGCCAGACAGCCGGCACGCAGGGAGCUGGCCACCGGACAGGUCACCAUCGUGGAAACUGUGGACGACGAAGACUAUGAAGACCCAGAUAUCGUAGCAUUGCAGCUGGUGUGAGAUUUACAAAGAUUUAGCCGGAAUGAAAGUAGAUGACAUACAAGUCGUACCAGGCCCUGAUAUGUGAUACUGGGUGAUUGUGGUGCGGUUUGGUGUAACACAAAGACACGCAGACCAAGUCUCACAAAAUCGUUGGUAUAUUGAUGAUUUUUAAUUCCACACGUCCAUGUCUUCUCCCUCCAAAACAAGUGUCGUUGUAUGGAAAUGAAGGUACUCUGGUAGAAUGGUUCCGAAACACAUGAUGUCAGCGCUUGAUGACAAAAUACAGAAUCUACAUUUUACCUUA
Messenger RNA from Branchiostoma belcheri (Belcher's lancelet), 1412 nucleotides. RefSeq names its product leucine-rich repeat-containing protein 75A-like. NCBI's taxonomy places the organism in Eukaryota, Metazoa, Chordata, Leptocardii, Amphioxiformes, Branchiostomatidae. The transcript is spliced from 8 exons. The coding region runs from base 248 to 1126 and encodes 292 amino acids. Gene Ontology annotation, molecular function: protein binding. The record is from RefSeq and is a predicted model, not a curated record.